Sceloporus undulatus (fence lizard) is the source of this 6021-nucleotide messenger RNA. RefSeq names its product dopa decarboxylase (gene DDC). The transcript is spliced from 15 exons. NCBI's taxonomy places the organism in Eukaryota, Metazoa, Chordata, Lepidosauria, Squamata, Phrynosomatidae. The record is from RefSeq and is a predicted model, not a curated record. Gene Ontology annotation, biological process: serotonin biosynthetic process; catecholamine metabolic process; amino acid metabolic process. The coding region runs from base 275 to 1708 and encodes 477 amino acids. Gene Ontology annotation, molecular function: pyridoxal phosphate binding; aromatic-L-amino-acid decarboxylase activity.
UGUUUCUUUAAGGUUGAAUUGUUUGUGGUUCAAGAUUUUCUGUCUGGUUCUAUCCACUUUAUCCACAAAGUGUGAAAGCUGCAAGGAAAAAGUAUUUGAAUUGGUUUAUGAAAGGAAAGCAGUUGUCAGAAACCUUAUGUCGCAUACAUCUCUGGGUUAAUCCUGUGCACACAGAUAGACCUUUGAUUGAUGUGUGACCAACAAAGCUUGCAGAGAUAUACUCCUUACAAAUAGAAUUCUGGUGCAAUAAUUGUGAUUGUUCUGAAAUCUUGAUAUGGAUGCUUCAGAGUUCCGAAAAAGAGGGAAAGAGAUGGUGGACUAUAUUGCUGAUUAUCUUGAGAAGAUAGAGAAAAGGCAGGUCUAUCCUGAUGUACAGCCUGGCUAUCUGAGGCCUCUUCUCCCACAUUCUGCUCCUGAGGAACCUGAAAUAUAUGAAGACAUCCUUAAAGAUGUUGAGAAGAUCAUUAUGCCUGGGGUGACUCACUGGCAUAGUCCUUAUUUCUUUGCCUACUUCCCUACUGCCAACUCUUACCCAGCAAUUCUGGCUGACAUGCUGUCUACAGGCAUUGGAUGCAUCGGCUUUUCUUGGGCUUCAAGCCCAGUAUGUACAGAACUUGAGACAAUAAUGCUGGAUUGGCUAGGCAAGAUGAUCAAUUUGCCGCCACAGUUUCUGGCUGAGAAGAAUGGACAGGGUGGUGGGGUGAUCCAGGGCACUGCCAGUGAGGCUACGUUGGUUGCAAUGCUUGCAGCUCGAACCAAAGCUAUCCAUCGUGUCCUAUCAGAAAAUGAAAAACUGAUUCAGGGGGACAUCAUGGGACGGCUGGUGGCCUAUACUUCUGACCAAGCUCAUUCAUCUGUUGAAAAAGAUAGCUUGAUUGCUGGAGUGAAAAUCAAACAGAUACCCACAGAUGACAAGUUUACUGUAUGUGGAUCAGCUCUAAGGAAGGUUAUAGACAAAGAUAAAGCUAAUGGUCUCAUCCCGUUCUUUUUUUGUGCAACACUUGGAACCACAACAUGCUGCUCUUUUGACAAGCUGCUAGAACUGGGUCCAAUUUGUAAUGAGGAGAAUAUUUGGAUGCAUAUUGAUGCAGCCUAUGCUGGGAGCUCAUUCAUCUGCCCAGAAUUCCGUUACCUUCUCAAUGGAGUAGAGUUUGCAGAUUCCUUUAACUUUAAUGCACACAAAUGGCUCUUAGUGAACUUUGACUGUUCUGUUAUGUGGGUGAAGAAGAGAUCGGAUUUAACAUGUGCCUUUAAAAUAGAUCCUGUUUACCUUAAACAUGACCACCAGGAAUCUGGACAUAUAACAGAUUAUAGGCACUGGCAGAUCCCUCUGGGACGACGAUUCCGUUCCUUGAAACUGUGGUUUGUGUUUCGAAUGUAUGGUGUGAAAGGACUGCAGGAAUACAUCAGGAAGCAUGUUAAGCUGGCACAUGAAUUUAAGGACCUAGUGCUUCAGGAUGACCGAUUUGAAAUUUGUGCUGAUGUCAUACUGGGACUGGUGUGCUUCCGAUUAAAGGGCACAAACAAACUUAAUGAAGCACUUCUUAAAAGCAUAAACAAUGCCAGAAGGAUUCAUCUUGUACCAUGUCACCUGAGAGAGAAAUUUGUGCUGCGUUUUGCCAUUUGUGCUCGCACAGUGGAGUCUGCCCAUGUCCAGUUUGCCUGGAAACACAUUGUGGAGUUAGCAAAUCAACUUUUGCAAGCAUAGAAACAGCAGCAGUAGUGGGUAAAAGAGAAGAAUUUGAUUCAUUUGAAGAUUUAAAGAAUGAUAACAGACAAACUUUAGUAAUAUUACAUGCCCUGAUAUGUCUUUACACUUGCAAAACUACCAGUAUCAAUGAUAUGCUGUAAUCAAACCCAAGAGGUAUAUAGAUAAGAAAACACUAACCACUGUGCUGAACUGGGGAUCUAUAAUCCUGCCAUCUGUUUUCUAAAAGUAGUCAACUAGACGUUUCAGGCAGGUCCUAAAUAAGCCAUAGAAAUGAUUGCCUCUUGUUUAUCUCCAGCAUCUGGUAUGCCAGGGUAUACAUGACCCUACCAUUUAACAAUGAUGUCUAAUAAUUGGAUAAAUUUUCCCUUCUUAGGUUUAUCUAGUCUAUCAUUCUGCCUAAACUAAUAACCACCACAUCUUGUGUUAGAUAGAAUUAGUGCAUGUGAAAAUUUGGGAAAUAGGAAUGAAAAGUCCUUGAUAAUACUGGGAGUACCCAGGAAAUAUUUUAGGAUGAAAAAAUACAAAUAUUUAUUGCUUUGUGCAAGACCAUUCAGCGGGGCUCCAUGUUAUCCCUAGCCACAAUGAGUAGAAAUAUAUAAACAGUGGGCCCUUGUUACCCACUGGGGUUUGGUUCCAGGACCCCUUGUGGAUGCCAAAAUUUGUGGAUGCUCAAUUGCCAUUAAAGACAAUGGGAUAGUAAAAUGGUGUCCAUUACAUAAAAUGGCAAAAUCAAGAUUUGCUGUUUAGAAUUUAUACUUUUUUCGGAUAUUUUCAAGCUGUGGAUGCUUGACUCAAUGGAUAAGAAAUCCAUAGAUACGGAGUAUACAUUUUUGGUGGGGUGUUAUAAAAACCUGUCUCAUCAGAUUUUUUCAUGUAAACGUGGUGAUUUUGCUAAUUUAGACAAAUAUUGAUGAUACAAAGUAAAUGAGAAUGGGGAAAGUGUUAAUAAGACAACUCAAAUACAUAUAGCAUCCUAGUUCUAAUUGCACCACAAUGGAGUAAAUUUAUUCAUGCAGUUGAAAUUACUGUGCGUUGGGCCAUAGGUCCAAAUUACUAUUAUGUUAUUAAAUGUGCUGGUGUGCAUUUUAUAGUAUGAAAUGCCAAUCCAUAAUUUAUUAAUCUGGAAUCCCUCAGUGGUGUUGACAUGAAAUGGGCCUCUUAGGAAAUGCUUAACACUCAAGAAUCUAUGCUAUUUUACACUCAGCUAAUAAACUAUAUCAGGACUAUAGUGCUUCAAACUGCAGUGAGGUUACAUCUUUGAAAUCUCUGUCAUCAAGGGUUGUCCUGCCUCCAGUGGGAAGUAAAGCACCUCCCCUGCUCAUGUGCCAGUGAUGUCUGGCCAUCCAAGAAGAAGGAUGCAGCUGAGCCUGCUAACCUGAAAAGAACCCAUGACUGUCCCUGCUGAUUCCCCCCCCCCCUUCAACCAUGUAGGAGGAGAAUCAGAGAAUGACAUUCAUAACCCAUGCUUUUCUACCAAAGAAAAGGAUGAAGUAGUGGAUCCCCACCCCUGAAAGUGGGAAGAGGAGAUAGAGCUGCAAAGCUACCACAGCUUUGCAGCUGUUGCUUGCAACCUACUUUGUCAACACCCUUGCUGUUUUCUGGCUGCCUGGCUUUGAGAAGUCCUCAAGCCAGGUGCUAUGGAAGGAAUGGUUGAGAAAAUUGCUGCAACACAGAAGAUUUACUGCCAUCCAUCCCACAGAGCCUGGCUCUGGGGAUCUAUCAGAUCCAGGUAGUGAGGAAGUUUCUGGCUGUGGGCAGUUGCAUGGACAGAGUAGUUGGGGCCUUGCCAGAUUGGAGAUGAGUGGGAUAUAGUUUUCCACCCUUAGUUUAAUGCCAUCUGAGGCAAGUGCCUCAUUAUAAUUCCUAUGGUCCUGUGGUAUUUGAAUUAUGGUGGUACAGUUGGCCCUUCAUACAUGGAUUUUUUAUACAUGGAUUCAAGCAUCCACGGUUUGAAAAUGGAACCAAACCUCAGCGUAUAACAAGGGUCAAAUGUAUUCAUAGGUUUUUCAUGGAACUUUAUUGAGAUGUUGCAGUCUGAUUUUGCAUUGUAUCCUUUGACUGCUUUUGCCACAUAUUUUCUUAGUAUGAAAGCCACACUGGGUCUUUUUUUUGUGUGUGUGUGGGGGGGGUCUUUUCAUUCCAUGAGUAGAACACUUUGUAGUUAUCUGAAUCAAAGUGUCCCAUUCCUAUCCAUUUUAACUCACUCACCCCUAGUACUGUUAUGUUCGCUUGUUCUAUUUCCAUUUUGUUAUGUCUAGCUUCCUUUGACUCAUGCUUCUCACAUUCCAUGUCCCUCUUUUAUGUGUGGCGCUGCUUUGGAUAGCAUAUCCCUUUUUGAGAAUGUCUUGCCAUCUCUGAUUCUUGUUAUCUUUCUGUUAGUGCUCUGAUCCUUUCUGUGUCUCACUUGAGAUGUCUCAUCACAGGGUUUUCUAGGUGAGAGGAUUAUGAAAAGAGGACCAUCUCCUCCUCCCUGUGCACAGUGCUAACAAGUGUUAGCUAUGGUGUAACUGUUGUUGUCUCACUUUAGUGUCACUUGCCACUUCUGUUGCUGAUGCCACUAUCCAGUAGCUGUUUGUUUGAAGCCUUCCCUCCCAUCUUAUUCCGUUGCCUCUGCUGUCCUGCAAAGUUCAGCACUGCAAGACCUCUAUUAACAAUACUGUGCUGGAUGUACAGCUGGAUGCAUAACAGCAUCCAGAGGUUUCUGGGCAAAAUCCCCCCCCCAUCAAUUGACUAUUUGCAGUGAUGUGGGAGGAAAGCUUCUUCUCCUGGUGUGAAAAAGUAGCUAGAUGGCAGCCGGGUGCACCCUUGCAACCAACUAGUGCUCAGAGGAGACAAGGCUUUGCUCACCCUUACACACUGGAAGAAGGUUCAGACUUGAGCUUGUGGCCACUGGCAAAUAGCUAUGCUGUUGGAAAUGUAUACUCUAGAAGCUGUUUUAUUGGAUCUUAGCCUAUGAAAGCUGAUGGCAAUGUUAAGAUAUGAAUAUUUAUAGGAUAAAAAUAAUUCAUCUGUCUUUUUUCUUUUUGGGUGAGAGUCCUAUAAAUUCAGAACAUUGAUUCUAAAUUAUCCUCUAAGUCCCUUCUAAUCCCCUUUGCUUCAGUAAAAUAAAACGAUAUAUCAGCUUUGUGGGACCUAAAUACUGUGGAAGCUAAGGAGGGAUACUCCUGAUUGGUACCUGGAUGGGAGUCUGUCAACCAAUACUAGGUGUUGUGGGCUAUAUUUCAGAGGAAAGAAUGAGCAAAACCAAAGCUGAGUAUUCCUUGCCUAAGACAAUCCUAUGAAAUUCAUAGGAUUGCUGUAAGUUGACAGACAACUGAAGGCGCAUAUACAUACAUGUCAGCUUCAGAGGUUUUGUGCAACCCUAUUUAAUACAGUAUCUGAAAGAAUCCAGAAAUGUAUCACAUCCAAUUUCACUAUUUAAAAAAUAUUAAAAUAGCUCAUUUGUUAAUAUUAGCUGUGAAUUAUGUUUUGUAAUUGAACAAUGUGAACUUUUAAAGUUGUGUGCCUUCUCUGUGUACCUUAAUCUCUCUUGCCUAUAAUGUAGUGAGUGCUGUUGUUAAGUGUCAUCCCUGGUUCCCACUUCUGGAGUCUAACUACAUGUGAGUUUCAACAUGUCACCUACAGUAAUGUUAGAGCUUUCCUUUUAAUUAAACUAAGCAAGAUAACAAUGCACAGAGAGUGUUUUAACACAUUCCUUCCUCACUGCAGUCCUGAUAAAAGCCACCCAAUAGUACAGGUAGAGAUAGAAAGUGUAACCAGUGGAAGUUUUUUUUAAAUGGUAAAUUUUAAAAAAAAUAUUGUAGAGGUUUUUUUUUAAGUGGAUUUUUAUUUUAGGAUCACAGUGAAAGCGGGAAGGACAGAAGCACCUUUCUUGUGCACUGUUGCCACAGUGCAGAUCAGGCUUCUGAUCCAUCAUGCUUGGUUUUAAUUUUUUUAAAAAACAAAAAAGAAAAAAAACAAAUCCACAAAUCUUUGUGUUGCUGUAAAUGAUAUGUGAUGCAUUGUUUGGUUCAAAUGCCCUAUUUUCUUCCUGGAGGACUCCUGGCUUUUACAAGAGAGGAUUGAGAGGUUAUUUGAUCGCCACCAUUUUAGGAAUUCUCAGGUAGACGAAGGAACAAGCUUUAUUUUUCUUUAUUUCUUUUUUUUUUUCUGCUCCAGAGAGUAGGGGUGUACUGAGGAAUUAAAGAAGUUGGACACCACUUUAACUGCCUUGACUUAUCUUACAGAAUUAUGGAAUUUGUAGUUUGGUGACGCACCAGAACUCUCUAAUAGACCAUGCUGAAUACCUCACCAAACUACAAAUCCCAGGA